AAAAGGCUUCACCUAUGCUGGCUGCUUCGGACAGCUGCGAGGCGUCGUCGUCGGAUCAGCCUGGUAACUGCGUUCCCGAGUCAUCGUGCCCGGAAGCCCGUCGCGAGCGGUCCGACUCGUGCGUGCUCGAGGACCACGUGUGCUGCCGCCGGGAGUCGAGACCGCAGCGCUCGGCGGCCGACAAGGACCGCAUGUUGGCCGUACUCCAGGAGAACAGGCUAUUAUGUGGUCGGAAUCCUCCCAGCAAAGACGGCAAGAAACGGUUCCCAGUUCAUUACGUGCUCGGAGGAAGGAGCGUCCGCAGUCACGGAGAGUACCCGUUCGUGGUGGCGGUGUUCCGCGACAAGAUCAAGGUGGAUAACUUCUGGUGCGGCGGGGCUCUGAUCACGAAGCAGGUGGUUCUUUCGGCGGCGCACUGCUUCUACAAGGCGAACGACACGGAGUUCUUCGUGCGCAUGGGCAGCCUGGAUAUAUCCAAAAGCCGCGUGCGUGGCGCCAUGACUCAGACGGUGGAGCGCAAGGUCAAGAUGGUCCACAUCCACCCGGCCUACAACGGCAAGCAGCAGAACAACGACGUGGCGCUGCUGCUUCUGCACAAGGACGCAGGUGUGAGCGAGUCCCAGAUGCCGGCCGCCUGCCUCCCCGACGAAGAGGGCGCGCCCGACGCACACCAGGGCGUCAUCCUCGGCUGGGGACACAACGGGUUCGGAGGGAAGCUACAAACAAACCUUCAGGAAGCCGACGUGCCCAUCGUGAGCAACGAGGAGUGCGACAAGCUGUACAAGAAGCUGGGAACUUACCAGACCGUCUUCCAUCACGGCGUCGACCAGGACUUCCUCUGCGCAGGAAACAUCACCGAAGGUGGAGUAGAUGCGUGCCAGCACGACUCGGGUGGACCACUGGCAGUGCGAGCGAAACGAGACGGCAAGACCGUGUGGGAGGUGGUGGGCGUCGUGUCCUUCGGUGUCCAGUGCGGCCUGCCGGGAUAUCCGGGAGUGUACACUCGCGUGUCUACUUUCGUGCCCUGGAUCCUGCAGUCUGCCGGAAAGAUCGCCAAGAUCAAAGGAAAGCCCGCCGAGGCCGUACGGCAGCGCCCCAAACCUUAGCCGAUGCCCUGUCUACGCUCACCAACAAGCGGUCCUGUGGUCCUUGUGCAGCGAACUUCAGACGAAGCACGGCCGCACAUUCGGAAACGGGAUAGCUGGUUGUGAUCUCACUUGACUUCCAGCUAAGUGUUCACACAUGCACACUCUGUGCAUGCGUACGGCAUGGAGCACGCUUUUCUAGGGUAGUCAAGUGAAUGGCUGCAGAAAGCGCCAGCAUCUGCUACCUCACGGCAGUUACUAAGGUUCCUGCGCGAGCUUAGAAACGCCACGACCAGACAGGUCUGCAUUUUCGGCCUGUGCUUUUCCUGUUAGUAGAUCAACCAGUAGAUCAACCAGUAGAUCAACCUAGAAUAGCGUAGUUCAGACUGUACUACAGCCCUUUAGGUACAGAAAAGUUCACAUCCAGAUGCGCCUCUUUAAAGCGCAGCUAGACGUGAACGAACUUAUCGAUUUAUCAUUAAGCCGAAAGCCUCAUAUACCUCGUGAAAAGCGAAAUAUGACCGUCGGCGUCAGCACGAACUGGUACAAAACAGGUACAAAAUUACGUAUCACGUGAUCAGAGAUGACGUCACAGAUCGCGAAAAUUUGCUACGUCGUCAUGCCGUCACAAUAUGACGUCAGCACGACAUCGUCGCUUGGUUAAAGGUGGACAGUGCAAAGUCACGGAGGCAGUGCAAAAUCGCAUUAGGUGCAGAAAGCUUUCGGGGGAUGGGGGCAGGAUCAAUACAAUCGUCCGCGAAAAAGAUGGAGAAAAAGAGGAGGAGAAGGAGAAUAUAUGGCUUUCGCCUUCGAGUCGUCUCGGGCAAAUGCAUAAGGGACCAUGUGACUUCUUUAUUAUUUAGGUGCUAUGUGGCCUACUGAAUGAAAACACGUUAAUGGUGGUGUAGUGCGCGCAAUUAGAAUUUUCCACCUUGCCUGUGUAAUUGCCUUACACAAACAGGACAUGUGCAGAAACGUUAUUGUGCCAAAUUAAAAGAACUGGGCGCAAAUUUGGCUUUUUAGCGCCUUUUAUUGUCAGUGGAAGCAGCAGCGUCGAAGACGCAGAGAAUUGUAAUACGGUGCAGUACUGACCCAUAUUUUCGAAGCUGUUUUGGCACGUUUCUCAUGCCUAUAGCAAUCACGCCUAUUAAAGGGCCCUACAACACUUUUUCAGCAUGGUCAGAAAACGCUGCAGAUCGGUGGCCGAGGCUCCUGAGAACAUGCGAGCCAAACAUUAUAGCGCAGCACGCGGCCUGGAAUUUACAAUUAUUUCUCAAAGUCAGCUAGAAAUCGUUCCCUCUUCUCUCGACAGAUGAUGUCAUAAACCCGAAGUCCACGGCCAUUGGCUGAUUGGAGCAUCGUGAGCUGCAUAGUUACCGCGGCCGCCGCGGGAUGGCGCCACGCUUCUUGCCCCUCUUCAUAACCCCCACCCCCACCCGCGUAGUUUCAUCGCACUCGCUGGUACGACAGGAGAGAGAAAGCACUUGAAGCGUACGACAAAUUCAUGUAACUCCGCUCGUACUUGAAGGAUUCUAAAAAUUUUUGUGCCAGUCGAUUCGUGAGGCAAUAAACUCCUUUCAUGAAGACAUUCGAUGAUUACUUGGAAAAGCGUUGCAGGGCCCCUUAAAUGCAAGGGAUGAAAAACACUUAAACUUGAUACCUAAAUUGCCUCAAAAAUUAUUUGCAAUAUUCAGUGUGUUGGGCUUCAAGUUGUCGAUUCAUUCGCCCUUGCAGUGCCGAUUGCUAGCCUCCUGGUUAGCUCAACUGGUAAAGUGACCGCAAUAGAAAACCAUUUGUCCAGGUUUCACCGUCAAACUUUGACGUCGUAGGGCAUCACCGUCAUACUUUGAUGUCCCGGCAAAAUUUGCUGCCGUAUUGCAUGAAUCAGUACAUUCACUGUGAGCAUAAGAAAGUGGUACUACGACCAUUUCAUGAAAAAAAAAAUUAAAUCUGCACAUUUAGGUUUGAGCAGUGUAUACAUAUGUGCACAAAAAAUAAGUUUAGUUUGUUUUCUGUAAGAUAACUUGCAAUGAACAAGAGGGAAAUGAGCUUCAGAGAGAACAAAAAUGAAACAUAUUUGUGUAUCUAAG
Messenger RNA from Rhipicephalus sanguineus (brown dog tick), 3175 nucleotides. RefSeq names its product clotting factor G beta subunit. The transcript has 6 exons. The coding region runs from base 15 to 1106 and encodes 363 amino acids. Gene Ontology annotation, molecular function: serine-type endopeptidase activity. Lineage: Eukaryota; Metazoa; Arthropoda; Arachnida; Ixodida; Ixodidae. The record is from RefSeq and is a predicted model, not a curated record. Gene Ontology annotation, biological process: proteolysis.